This is a messenger RNA of Papaver somniferum (opium poppy), 3563 nucleotides long. RefSeq names its product transcription factor LHW-like. The record is from RefSeq and is a predicted model, not a curated record. Gene Ontology annotation, biological process: regulation of DNA-templated transcription. The coding region runs from base 530 to 3037 and encodes 835 amino acids. Gene Ontology annotation, molecular function: protein dimerization activity; DNA-binding transcription factor activity. The transcript has 9 exons. NCBI's taxonomy places the organism in Eukaryota, Viridiplantae, Streptophyta, Magnoliopsida, Ranunculales, Papaveraceae.
GUGUCUGUCUUCUUCUUCCUUGGAAGUAAAAAAAAUUAAAAUAACUUCUUUUAAAGAAAAUCACUUUUUCUCCUGUUUUACCACCACCACUUUUGAAUCAAUACCACUUACAUUUUCAUUUUUCCAACUUAUAUAUACCACCAAACCAAGACUCAGAUUUGUCUUCUCAACUUCCAACACUUGAACUUCCAAAAAACAAAACAACUUCAAUUCAAAAUAAGCACUUGUUCCCCUGUUUCGGAAGAAGCUUGAGGAGAGUUAUUAUCAGAGAGGGUGGGAGAAGAAAGAACUUACUUUUAUUACUCAUCUGUAUUUGAAAGGAAAUCUGGAAGUUUGUUAAUGGAAACAAAGUUGUUGUUGAAAAUCACAGAACCGGAGUUUGAGAGACACGGGUAUCUCUGGGAGACACAGUCAGGAAGAGGAUCUUGCCGUGGAAGUUAGAUUAAUCAAACCCACUAAGAAAAAAAAUCUAUUUUUUUCACUCAAAAGAUUUGAUUUUUUUUUUUUACAUCAAGAACAACAAAGAAAGAUGGUAACUCAACUCAAAGAGGUUCUGAAAAAUCUCUGCUCCAACAAUGGCUGGUCUUAUGGUGUCUUUUGGCGUGUUAAUCCCAGAAAUUCCAUGUUGUUGACAUUGGAAGAUGCUUACUAUGACGAAAAGGUCCGGAUGUUGAUUGAGAAAAUGUCUCAACAAGCUCACAUCAUGGGAGAAGGAAUAAUUGGAGAAGUUGCGGUUACGGGUAAAGACCGAUGGAUGUUUUCUGAUACUUACUGCGGGAAGUGGAACUCAGUAGACAGUCAAAUUGUUUUUAAGGAUAAUUCCGAGUUUUACCGACAAUUUUCCUCCGGACUUGAGACAAUUGCAGUAAUUUCUGUAGCUCCACUAGGCGUAAUUCAGUUCGGAUCUACCCAAAGGAUACCAGAAAGGUUGGAAUUUGCGAAUCAGAUCAAAAGUUUGUUUCAACAUCUUGGGAGAAUUGAUGAGCUUCUUCUCUCAGGCAACGCGCCUUUGGUUUUGAACAGUGAAAUGUAUGAUCCGAGCGGGUUUCUUCCAUCUGCGAUUCAUUUUGAAAACUAUUACUCCAGUUGUGGUGCCAGCAAUGACCUUAUGCGAAGGACUCAAACAGCCAAAACUCUUUCGUUGCCUUUACCGUUCACCUCAGGAUUGUAUAAUGCUGCUGGAAUGCGAUCCUCGGCUAAUCAGUCCUCAUUUAACAACCAUAAACACCAAUUUCAACCAGCUCAAGUGAUAUUAUCAACACCUAAACUUGAGUUACCACAACCUAGUUUGACCCAUAAUUUUGCCACCAAAAACCACCCAAGGAUGAGUGCACUGACUUCGUUUGAGCAGCAAUUGCUUUCUGGGAUGGGGAUGCAGGGUUCCCAGCACAUUGUUCCCUCAAAUCCAGAACCUCUUGUUUCUUGUGGAAACAAAUUUCAGAAUUUGCAAGAGGAUUCAAUUCUUACUGCAUUGCAUAAUUUGCAAGGUUCCAGUGCGCCAAGUAGUACUGUCAAUAAUGCACGGUCAGUAGAAGCUAGUAGGACUACUGGAUAUGGCACAGCAAAUGCAGCAUUUCCAACUCACGCUCGACCAACCAUGCCCCAGUGGAGUUCUCAACAGCUAGAGCAGGGUAAUGAAAGAUUGCCUGCAGUAACUAACGACAACCUUGCACAAGCAGUUGGAGUUGCAGCUGCACCAUCUGGAUUGGUUGAAGCUGAGAUUUUUGACAGUAUCCCAGUCAAUUUCUCAGCUUCAUCCAUGCAAAAUUCAGUUAGUACGUUAGAUUCUCGCAACACAUGUGAUGAGAAGGAGAAAUCUUUGAAUGUUCCCAUGCAACUUCCUAUUGAUAGCAGCCUAUUUGAUAACAUGGAGUUUGAUUUUAGUUGUGGCAUAGAGAAGGAAUGUUGGGAUGAUAUUUUGAUGCCAGCAAAUAAUGCUAGUAAUCCGAUUUUGAGUAGCGGUAUCUCUGGAUGCAUCUCAAAUUUAGAAGUUGCCAGCCAGGCAGAUUAUUUUGCAGAAUUUUCAGUUGAAAACCUUUUCAAUGAAAUUGUUGGUAAUCCGUUCUUGGAUACUAAACCAAAGACAGAGGAUCAGUUGUCAGAAAGUAUAGUAACAAGAACAGGAGGUGCAUCAGAGUACAUGAAUCAAGUUCAGUCGUCCAGUAUUUCUUGCUUGGGAGAAAGCAUGGACACUUUUGCUUCUAAAUUAGGCUCCGAGAAAACGGAGAAGUUAGACAUGAACCCAACAUGUAAGGAGAAUCUUGUGAAGUCCCAGUUAGGAGCAUGGGUGGAAGACAGUUACAGCAUCAAUUCUGGGAGUGCCGUUACCACAAACUCCAAGGAACCCGGACAGCAAGGAAAAGUAACCAGGAAAAGAGCCAGGCCUGGAGAAAGCACUAGACCAAGGCCGAAAGACCGUCAGCUGAUACAAGACCGUGUUAAAGAGCUACGAGAGAUUGUGCCAAAUGGAGCUAAGUGUAGCAUCGACUCGUUGUUGGACCGCACUAUCAAACACAUGCUCUUCUUGCAAGGUGUGACUAAGUACUCUGACACACUCAAACAAGCCGAGGAGCCAAAGAUUAUCAGUGAAGACAAUGGCGUAGUUCUAAAAGAAAACUUAAAUGUUGGUGGUGGUGCUACUUGGGCAUAUGAAGUGGGCGGAAAAUCCAUGUUUUGCCCUAUUCUGGUUGAAGAUCUCAGCUCCAAAGGUCAGAUGCUAGUAGAGAUGCUUUGCGAAGAACGGGGUUUCUUUCUUGAGAUAGCAGACAAAAUAAGGGGUUUUGGACUAACCAUCUUAAAGGGAGUGAUGGAAUCUCGCAAUGAUAAGAUCUGGGCAAGGUUUAUUGUCGAGGUACAGGCACACCGGGAUGUAACAAGAAUGGAUGUAUUUUUAUCUCUAGCAAACCUUUUACAGCAAACAAAAACAGAUGAGAUCAAUUUAAGUAAGCAGCAGCAGCCAACUAAGGUUCUUGACAGCAUUAUCCCACAUUUGAAAGAAUACCAGCAAAAUCUCCAGUGCUACACCCAAUCAGUUUGAGUAAAAGAAUGCGGUUAAAACAUCAUAGAUUACUUCCAUGACAGGCGGUUUAAGUGUUCAAAAACGGUGACCGCGAAGAGCCAGGCAAACCAUCAAGCUUCUGCAUUACUUACUGCCAGUUGAAAUGAGAUUGAAGAUGACCAAUACUGCUGCUAUAAACUGUUAGAGGAGCAGGAGCUCGUGUAUGGGAGCGAUGAAAGCGGUCAAUUGGUUUCAUUCAAUCAGUUCUCCGGUAAGUGAUGAUCUAGAAGUUGAUCAAUUCUGCAAUGUGACAUGGGUGUGAAGUUCUGGUACGGCAAACCUAUACGUACGGUUACGUCGUCAAAGAUUCGCGUAGAUUCUAGCCGAAUAGUGGCUCGACAAACAGAUGCUUACGCAGAAGAAUCUCCGGGAAUUAGCAGCAAACUUAAGACAAGAAUGUGAAGCUAAGAAUCCACUUAUUAUGGCUCUCUUGUCAGUGCCUAAAAAAUUGUUGUUGUCAUAAAAUUGUAAUAAACAUUAGUUAUAUUCAUGUUUAGUGUCACUA